Messenger RNA from Hemicordylus capensis (graceful crag lizard), 821 nucleotides. RefSeq names its product methyltransferase like 27 (gene METTL27). The transcript is spliced from 5 exons. Lineage: Eukaryota; Metazoa; Chordata; Lepidosauria; Squamata; Cordylidae. The record is from RefSeq and is a predicted model, not a curated record. Bases 1 to 711 code for a protein of 236 amino acids.
AUGGCCGCCCCCAGCAGAAGCAGGAACGUGGCUGAAGUGCAGCGUCGCGUGGCGCAAGUGCACCACUGGGCCGAUCUGGAGCAGCAGUUCCGCUUCUACGAUUCCUGGGCCUCCGACUACGAAGAGGAUGUGACAGUGCUGCAGUACCGAGUGCCCAAGUUGGCUGCUGCCUGCCUAAGUUCUGCAUUCCAGGGACUCCUCGGUGAUCUUCUGGUGCUUGACGUCGCCUGUGGCAUGGGACUUGUAGCCCAGGAGCAGCAGGCAAAGGGCUUCCGUUGCCUGCACGGCCUGGACGGCAGCCCCGGCAUGCUGGAACACGCACGCUGGAAGGGGCUGUACCAGGACUUGAAGCAGUGCAUGCUGGGCCAGGACGCCUUGCCAGACCCAGCAGGUUGCUACGACGCUGUUCUGAUUGUGGGUGCGCUCAGCGAAGGACAGGUGCCUGCCGAGGUGGUCCCCGAACUGCUUUGCGUUGCCAAACCAGGGGGCUACCUGUGCCUGACCACGCGGGAGAACCGGACCAACCUGCCGUACAAGGCCCGGCUGGAGCAGCUGAUGGACGACCUGGAGCAGCGGGGAUUGUGGGAGAAGGUUGUGAUGCAGGAAGUGGGAAACUGGGAGAGGGCGAAGUCGGAGGAGGAAGCCGAGCAGGGCUUGGACUAUAUCUCUGGCGUGGUCUAUCUGUAUCGGAAGAAGGCCGACCCCAGCUAGCGAGAAGGAAUCAUGUCCUUCUGCUCCAGGGUUGACUGCAAGGGGUAGUGGGUGCCCCCCCUCCCCACAAUAUUUCCCGGUCUCCCUUCCACCCAACAAAUUGUCUGACA